Messenger RNA from Lasiodiplodia theobromae, 1122 nucleotides. RefSeq lists its product as uncharacterized. Lineage: Eukaryota; Fungi; Ascomycota; Dothideomycetes; Botryosphaeriales; Botryosphaeriaceae. The coding region runs from base 1 to 1122 and encodes 373 amino acids. The transcript has a single exon. Gene Ontology annotation, biological process: lipid metabolic process. The record is from RefSeq and is a predicted model, not a curated record. Gene Ontology annotation, molecular function: phosphoric diester hydrolase activity.
AUGAUGUUCAGAAAUCUCGCCCGCGCGGCAUCCGUCCUGCCUCUGCUCUCUCUCUCGGCCUCGGCCCAAACUGCCUGCAACAAUGCGGAAUCGCUGUGCGACAAGUCUUACGGCAACGUCACGCUCCUGGGAGCCCACGACAGCGCCUUUCUCUCCGACUCGACCACCAGCUAUUCUACUUCGGGCAACCAGUACUACAACUCAACCGUCCAGCUCAGCGCCGGCGUGCGCCUCCUGACCGCCCAAGUCCACCACUACACUGACAACAACGCCGACGAAUGGCAUCUCUGCCACAGCUCGUGCACCCUGCUCGACGCCGGCAAGCUCUCCGACUGGCUCUCCGACAUCAAGACGUGGAUGGACGCCAACACCAACGAGGUCGUCACCAUCCUGCUGGUCAACUCGGAUGACGCCUCUGCCUCGGUCCUGGCCUCUGAAUUCAGCACCUCCGGCAUCGAUGACUACGCCUACACUCCGGACUCGACCACCGAGGCGCCCUCCGAGUGGCCCACCCUGCGCGAGAUGAUCUCCAACAACACCCGCCUGGUCACCUUCAUCGCCUCGCUCGACGCCUCCACCAACACGGCCGCCCCCUACCUGCUCGACGAGUUCACCUUCCUCUACGAGAACUCGUACGACAACACCUCGCCGUCCAACUACAGCUGCUCGCCCGACCGCCCUACCUCGCUCAAGGGCCAGACGCAGACCGCCGCCGAGGGUGACCGCCUCUUCCUCAUGAACCACUUCCUGUACUCGACCUCGGCCUUCGGCAUCGAGAGCCCCAACACCACCUACCUCGAGACGACCAACUCGGCCAACACCACCGGCGCCACCGGCUCGCUCGGCGCCGCCGCCGCUGAGUGCAGCACCACCUACGGCAAGGCCCCCUGGGCCGUCCUCGUCGACUUCUUCAACGUCGGCCCCGCAAUCGACACCGUUGACAACCUCAACGGCGUGUCCGGCUCCACCACCGGCCGCACCACCGUCAGCACUGCCAAGGUGACCGAGAGCAACGACCCCACCAGCAGCAGCUCCGCCGGCGUCGCGAGCUUCGGGUCGCCGCGGAACAGUGCUGCCGCUGCGGCCGUCGCGGGUUUGGUCGUUGCCGUCAUGGCGUUGUAA